UCAAUGUAUCAGUCGGCCGUGCACGGUUUGAAGUGAUCUACUUAGUUCGUCAGACAAACACAGACCACGUUCGCAAUGCAAUCGCUGGUGGUGUUCUUCGCUCUUGCCACAGUGGCGUGUGCCUCCUACAUCCCGUUGGCGCAGCCCCCGCACCACCCCGCAGUGGUGUUGGACCCUCAUGGAAGGCCUCUGGAUACCGCCGAAGUGAUCAACGCUCGUGCACUCCACCUGCAAGCUAAAGCCCUGGAGCCUCAUGCGGCCAUCGCUGUUGCCCCCGUCGCUCACUCCGUCGUGGCCCCCGUCGCUCACUCCGUCGUGGCCCCCGUCGCCCACGCCGUCGUGGCCCCCGUUGCCCACUCCUACGUGGCUCCUGCCGCUGCCGUCUCUCACCAGUCCCGUGUUGACGUGCGCUCCAGCCCCGCCGUCGUCUCCGUGCACGCUGCUCCCCUUGUAGCUCACGCUCACGGUGCCCUCGCCGCUCCUCUCUUGGGACACUCCGCCCUCGGUCUCGCCGGUCACGGACACUAUCUGCACAAGCGCUCCCUCGGACACAUCGCCUACAGCGCCCCCAUCGCCGUUCACGCUCCCGCCGCCGUGUCCCACCAGUCCCGUGUGGACGUAGUGUCCAGCCCCGCCAUCGUAUCCCACGCCGUGGCCGCUCCCGUGGUCGCCCACGCCGUCGCCGCCCCGGUCGCCGUCGCUCCCGCCGCCGUCUCCCACCAGUCCCGCGUUGACGUGCGCACCAGCCCCGCUGUGUACGCCGCCGCCCCCAUCGCACACUCCGCCGUGUACGCCGCAGCCGCUCCCCUGGCGCACUCUGCCGUCUACGCCGCAGCCGCUCCCCUGGCCCACUCUGCUGUGUACGCCGCCCCCGCCCAUGCUGCCGGCCAUUGGGCUCAUGCCUGGUAAUAGCGAAAACUGACGAACUCCUAAGAUAAUGUGUAUAAUAAUACUCAAACGAUAUUUAUA
Molecule: messenger RNA, 969 nt
Organism: Zerene cesonia (dogface butterfly)
Lineage: Eukaryota; Metazoa; Arthropoda; Insecta; Lepidoptera; Pieridae
Product: larval/pupal cuticle protein H1C-like
Exons: 1
Coding region: 76-909 (277 amino acids)
Source: RefSeq, a predicted model, not a curated record